GGCCCAUGGCGCUUCCGUCUGAGCGGGCACCGCCUACUUUGUCUGGCAGAAGAACAACCAGUUUUGGAGCCUGUCAACGCGUCACCCUUUCGCGUCUAUCGAAGACGCCAUUGCUUACCUCACAACAAAAGGUCGUGCGCUCUUGACUCUUUCUUCGAAACCAUCGGAACUGGAGACAACAACGUGAUCCUUACCUAAGGAGCCAAGAUGGCGAAGGAACUGAAUUACGACGAUAUAGCGCAGUUUAUGACCAGCGCGACUGGUAAGAAGGACGCCAAGCCCAAACCAGACGAGGCGGAAGCUCUGUCGAAGCUCAAGAUCCUGCAGGACUCACUGGAACGUGCCGAGAAAGGAGAGGAACCAGUGAAAGACGAAGACUACGAGAAAAGGAAACAGGAGAGACAAAAGAAGAGAGAAGAGUCAGGACAACCACCGAAAGACGACGAUGACGAGGAGGAUGAGGAUCCCCAUGGAAUCAUGGAUAAGCUCAUGGCACUCGCCACGCCCAAGAACCUGGCAACCCUGGAGAAGAUGGGGAUCUUGAAGAAGCUCGGUCCACUCGGAGGCCUUCUGAAGAUGCUGGUGAAGAACAACUCGAAGGGAGGCUCAGGAGGAGGAGGAGCGGGAAUCCCCGGGCUGAACACGGGCAUGCUGAAGAACCUGGGCGGGAUGAGCGGGAUGCUGGGCGGCGGAGGUGGUGGAGACAGCGGCGGCGGUGGCGGCGGCUUCAACCCCGCUCUACUAGCAGGCCUCGCCACGCAACUAGGCGGUCCGGACUUGGCGGGAGCAAUGGGAGGCGGGGGUAAAGGCGGCAUCGGGGGAUUUUUUAAGUCACUAUUUAGUAAGAAGAAAUAAAGCAUCUUGGGAAUGGCAGAAUACCAGGGGGAAGAAGGGAAUAGUUAGAAAGCCACCACGCAACUUAUUUUUCUAAUGCAGUCAGAAAUUGAUAAAUCCUUUUGUUUGUGCGUUGUUUUCAUUUUUUUAUGGAGAGCAUAUGCUUUCCCUGUAGCUUUUAGAUAUCACUAUAGAUUAGACAUUCAGAUCUCUCAGUAAAAAUGUAGUAUGUUUUAUCUUGAUUUUUAUCGUUGUGUCAGGUUGUAGGUUAACAAGUAACAUCAUCCUUCGUUUGACGCUAUCUCUACCUUGUUUAGGUAUCCACUAGUUUGAUGUAUUUUGUUUAUAAUGCGUAAAUACUUACCACUUGUUCAACAGCUAACAUUUGUGUUAUCUCGAAGAUAGACUAGUUAACGGCAAGUUAAAGGUGGUUAGGGUACUUCUUAAUGGUGCUGGCUUCACUGUUGCAAGGCAAGUACGUAUUGUAUAGCCUGGCUGAACUUGGCAAUGGAGCUUUUGUAGAAAGUGACGCUUCGGUGUAUCUGUAUUUUCUUCCACGUACCAUUUUGUUUGUUUUGUUGACAACGAAGACGUAUCUUUAAUUCAAUUUGCUUCCUUUAUAGCUAGGAGCUGUCACCAUGUCAAUGUGGUCUUCAUUAUAUAUCGCCCAAUCGCUUGCAAACUCAUGACUUACUAUGUUUAUACAAUAAGCCUGGCUUUUGCUCUUAAAGGCCACUAUUUUGUACGAUUAAGUUACAUCUGCCUUCAAGAAUUAUGUCUUCACAACAUUUGUAAGUUUGGUAGUCAUAUUGGCCAUUGAUUCUGCAUUGUUGUAUACAAAUGUAAAAGUAAACCUGGGUUGAAAACCACAUUACGUUUCUUUGCUUUAAAGUUAAAUAGAAGGAAUUGAAACUAGGGGCAUGCAAAAGGCAGUUUGUUGCAUAUGGUUGACAUUACGUCACAGAGCCAUGUACAAGUCAUAAGAUAAGUGUUUGGCAAAAUAAAUCCAUGUGUGACAACCUCAUCACUUUACCAGAACAAUAGCCGUGUGCAAAAAGAAGAGUUUGCAGUAAACAUUUGUCCAUGGCUAUGAUUGUAUCUAGCGUAAGCAGGUUCCUCGUUGGUAACAUAGUGAUGAUUCUCCUCAAAGCAAGAUACUUUAUCUUAACAAAAACUAGCUAGUUUCAAAGAAAUAGCUUCUGGGAUAUUCGUAUGUUUUUUUUGUGUGUGCUUAUGAUUGAAUUUUGUAUCAUCCAUACAGUUCCAAUUGCAGAUGUCGACUAUUGGUGCAUCUAAUGUUAUAUACUAGCAGAUUAUUCACGCCAAGGCCAUUCGGCGCUUUCACGCAACGUAAUGUGAAACGCAUCAGUGUAUGUUCGGUGAACUGUGAUUAAAGUCACUGUUUGUACAAGAUAA
Messenger RNA from Branchiostoma floridae (Florida lancelet), 2250 nucleotides. Its product is annotated as keratin, type II cytoskeletal 1-like. The coding region runs from base 208 to 855 and encodes 215 amino acids. The record is from RefSeq and is a predicted model, not a curated record. The transcript has 5 exons. NCBI's taxonomy places the organism in Eukaryota, Metazoa, Chordata, Leptocardii, Amphioxiformes, Branchiostomatidae.